AUGGCCCUGCAAGAGCGCAAGCUUCCCUUUGGGAAGAUUGAGCCCUACUCGAGCAAGUAUUUCUACAGCUGUGCUCUCGGCGGUAUCAUCGCUUGUGGACCAACCCACACCGCUGUCACACCCCUCGACCUUGUCAAAUGCCGUCGCCAAGUCGACCCAAAGAUCUACACCUCCAACAUCUCAGCAUGGCGCUCCAUCUUCGCCAAGGAAGGCCUACGCGGCGUGUUCUUCGGCUGGUCGCCCACCUUCCUGGGGUACUCGUUUCAGGGCGCCGGCAAGUACGGCCUGUACGAGUACUUCAAGUAUCUGUACGGGGACCAGAUGUUCCCGCAGAGCAACCGCACCUUGGUCUUCCUGGGCGCCAGCGCCAGCGCCGAGUUCUUCGCUGAUAUGGCGCUGUGUCCGAUGGAGGCCAUCAAGGUCCGCAUGCAGACGACUCUCCCGCCCUUCGCGAAUAACCUGCGAGAGGGGUGGAGUCGCAUUGUCGCGAAGGAAGGGCUCGGUGGCCUCUACAAGGGAUUGUAUCCGCUGUGGGCGCGCCAGAUUCCCUACACGAUGACCAAGUUCGCAACUUUCGAGAAGACCGUUAGCAUGAUUUACAAGACUAUGGGGAAGCCGAAGGAGAGUUAUGGACAGUUGGCCCAGACUGGUGUGAGCUUUGCAGGUGGAUACAUUGCGGGUAUCUUCUGUGCGAUUGUCAGUCAUCCGGCGGAUGUGAUGGUUAGCAAACUGAAUGCGGAUCGUAAGGCGGGUGAGGGCGCUAUGAAGGCUGUGUCGAGGAUCUAUGGCAACAUUGGCUUUUCUGGUCUGUGGAACGGAUUGCCUGUCCGUAUCGUCAUGCUGGGCACCUUGACGGGCUUCCAGUGGCUUAUUUAUGACUCGUUUAAGGUCUUCUUGGGUCUUCCAACGACGGGAGGACACUAG
Messenger RNA from Penicillium lagena, 924 nucleotides. Its product is annotated as putative mitochondrial phosphate transporter Pic2. The transcript is spliced from 4 exons. Gene Ontology annotation, biological process: mitochondrial phosphate ion transmembrane transport. Gene Ontology annotation, molecular function: phosphate transmembrane transporter activity. The record is from RefSeq and is a predicted model, not a curated record. Gene Ontology annotation, cellular component: mitochondrial inner membrane. Bases 1 to 924 code for a protein of 307 amino acids. Lineage: Eukaryota; Fungi; Ascomycota; Eurotiomycetes; Eurotiales; Aspergillaceae.